UAAAGUAGAACGUCAGUCAGUCGCCUAUCGACCUUCGGGCAGUGAACAUGGCACAAGAUUUCAAGUUAUACGAAAAUAUAUUUAUAGAAACAAACCUACAGUCGCCCGAUUACGAUGGGGUCAUAUUAAUUUUGUAUCCGCAAGAGAUGAACAUCCGUCUGCCGAGGCAUAUCAGCAGUUUUAUUGACAAAAUCUCCUUGCUGGAUAAACAUAUACAUAAAAUACCAACCGUUUGGAAUUGUGAUUAUGUUUCGGGCGGGAGAUUGGUGCUUUCACCGACGGGAAAGAUUACGCCAUACCACGACGUGACUGUUGUUAAGGACGCGGCGAGGAAUGGUAUGUUACGCGCAUUGGACGCCGGCAUGAAAAAACCGCUUUUAAUCGUCGAAAAUAUUGUCGACUUCCCCGACGGACAAUUAGUCUGUAUACUGGGCGGUCUCGAAGCUUUCUACGUGGCGCUGCAGAUAAGAGAAAGAGAUGAUACGAGGAAUUUUAUUAGAAUUGGACUGCACGCGGAAGAGAAGCAGAAGGAGGCCUUCGAAAGGAUUGUCAGAAACGCAAUCGCUUUGGAAAGAUCGAGAAUUUUCGCGAGGGAUAUAGCUGGUGGUGACCCCGAGAGAAUGGCGCCUGCUAAAAUAGUUGAGUACGUCAAAAACUCGUUCAACGGCGACAGCAAUAUAAGCAUCAACGUGAUCGAUGACGAGGAGUUUAUAUCUGAAAAUUACCCGCUGCUAGCUGCUGUAUCUAGAGCAUCCAAUAGAGUGGAUAGGCACAAGGCCAGGGUUGUUGAAAUCGAGUACAACAGUUCCAACCCCACCCGCGUCACGGAAACUCUUCUUCUGGUCGGCAAAGGUGUUACUUACGAUACUGGUGGUGCUGAUAUCAAGAUUACAGGUAAAAUGGCUGGUAUGUCGCGCGACAAAUGCGGUGCAGCAGCAGUGGCGGGCUUCCUGAAAGCCUGCGCGAUAUUGAAGCCGCCGCAUUUGAAAGUUAUCGGAGUGCUUUGUCUUACGAGGAAUUCCAUAGGGGAGGAUUCGUAUGUCGCUGAUGAAUUACUGCUGUCCAGAAGUGGGAAGCUCGUCAGAGUCACUAACACUGAUGCGGAAGGUCGCUUCGCUAUGGCGGAUUCAGUUUUCAAGCUGUCUGAGUUCGCUGGGAAGGAAUUGAACCCGCAUAUAUACACGAUAGCCACUCUAACUGGACACGCUCGAGCAUGCUAUGGGAAUUAUACAGCCACGAUGGAUAAUCACAGCGCGAAAGCCACGAACCAUUCUGGAAGGCUUCAGUUCAGUGGUAACAGAAUCGGGGAAGGUUUCGAAGUGUCCACGGUUAGAGCUGAAGACCUAGCUGUCAAUAUUGGCAAAUGCAAGGGCGAUGAUUUGGUACAAAUCUGUCCUGAAGCCAAAUUCCGUAACCAUCAAUUGGCAGCUGGCUUUUUGAUCAAAGUGGGAGGUUUGGAGGAUAAGAAUAUAAAGUAUACGCACCUGGAUAUCGCUGGUUCGGCUGGCAUGCCUCCGGAAGAGCCGACAGCAGUGCCAAUUCUUUCAUUGUGUCAUUUGCAUAAAGUUUUGUUGUGAGUACGAAGUUUUUGUGUGUUGCUGUUUCAAUAAUAUUUGUAAUAUGUGAGUAAUAAAGG
Messenger RNA from Pararge aegeria (speckled wood butterfly), 1636 nucleotides. RefSeq names its product putative aminopeptidase W07G4.4 (gene Dip-B). Gene Ontology annotation, molecular function: manganese ion binding; metalloaminopeptidase activity. Bases 48 to 1577 code for a protein of 509 amino acids. Gene Ontology annotation, biological process: proteolysis. NCBI's taxonomy places the organism in Eukaryota, Metazoa, Arthropoda, Insecta, Lepidoptera, Nymphalidae. The transcript has a single exon. Gene Ontology annotation, cellular component: cytoplasm. The record is from RefSeq and is a predicted model, not a curated record.